Molecule: messenger RNA, 591 nt
Organism: Penicillium odoratum
Lineage: Eukaryota; Fungi; Ascomycota; Eurotiomycetes; Eurotiales; Aspergillaceae
Exons: 4
Coding region: 1-591 (196 amino acids)
Biological process (GO): transmembrane transport; carbohydrate transport
Cellular component (GO): membrane
Molecular function (GO): carbohydrate:proton symporter activity
Source: RefSeq, a predicted model, not a curated record
AUGUUUACAUUCGCUGUCCAACUGAUCCCUGGAGGCUUAUUUCUCAUCGGUCUCCUUUUCGUUCGAGAGUCGCCUCAUUGUCUUCUUUCCCGUAGUUGUCGGGAGGAAAGGAUCAAAAUCCCCUGUUGGAUGCGUCAAAUUGAGGAACAUGAUAUCUAUAUCUUAAAAGAAAUCGGAACGAUUGAUCAAACUCUGGAGGACCCUACAGUCUUUAAGAGCCUUGGCGUGAAGGGGACAAAUACCGAUCUCUUCACUACAGGCUUGUUUGGCGUCGUCAAGACAGUUGGACGACGACGUCUGCUGAUGAUCGGUGCUAUGGGAAGUUCGAUCAGUCUCUGGAGUGUGGGAGCUUAUAUCCAAAUAGCUAACCCAUUAAAGAACACUUCUGGGAAGAUGACUAGUGGUAGUAUAGCGGCUGUCUUCUCAUCUCAUUACGGCUUUCUAUACUCCAACAUGGAACGGAAACCCAUGGUUGGCUUUGUUCUGACGACUUCUGACACUGGCUAUACUAACUAUUUCAACCAGAAAGUAUUUGAGAUCAAUGUUAGCCCAUUUUCUCAAACCAGUGCAGCCUGUUAUAACUGGCUUUGA